UUCUGGGCUAGUUGUACAGUAGUCAGUAGGGGCAUGUGCUGGGCUAGUUGUACAGUAGUCAGUAGAGGCAUGUUCUGGGCUAGUUGUACAGUAGUCAGUAGGGGCAUGUGCUGGGCUAGUUGUACAGUAGUCAGUAGGGGCAUGUGCUGGGCUAGUUGUACAGUAGUCAGUAGAGGCAUGUUCUGGGCUAGUUGUACAGUAGUCAGUAGGGGCAUGUGCUGGGCUAGUUGUACGGUAGUCAGUAGAGGCAUGUUCUGGGCUAGUUGUACAGUAGUCAGUAGGGGCAUGUGCUGGGCUAGUUGUACAGUAGUCAGUAGGGGCAUGUGCUGGGCUAGUUGUACAGUAGUCAGUAGGGGCAUGUGCUGGGCUAGUUGUACAGUAGUCAGUAGGGGCAUGUGCUGGGCUAGUUGUACAGUAGUCAGUAGGGGCAUGUUCUGGGCUAGUUGUACAGUAGUCAGUAGAGGCAUGUUCUGGGCUAGUUGUACAGUAGUCAGUAGAGGCAUGUUCUGGGCUAGUUGUACAGUAGUCAGUAGAGGCAUGUGCUGGGCUAGUUGUACAGUAGUCAGUAGAGGCAUGUGCUGGGCUAGUUGUACAGUAGUCAGUAGGGGCAUGUGCUGGGCUAGUUGUACAGUAGUCAGUAGAGGCAUGUUCUGGGCUAGUUGUACAGUAGUCAGUAGGGGCAUGUGCUGGGCUAGUUGUACAGUAGUCAGUAGGGGCAUGUGCUGGGCUAGUUGUACAGUAGUCAGUAGGGGCAUGUUCUGGGCUAGUUGUACAGUAGUCAGUAGAGGCAUGUUCUGGGCUAGUUGUACAGUAGUCAGUAGAGGCAUGUUCUGGGCUAGUUGUACAGUAGUCAGUAGGGGCAUGUGCUGGGCUAGUUGUACAGUAGUCAGUAGAGGCAUGUUCUGGGCUAGUUGUACAGUAGUCAGUAGGGGCAUGUGCUGGGCUAGUUGUACAGUAGUCAGUAGGGGCAUGUUCUGGGCUAGUUGUACAGUAGUCAGUAGGGGCAUGUGCUGGGCUAGUUGUACAGUAGUCAGUAGGGGCAUGUGCUGGGCUAGUUGUACAGUAGUCAGUAGGGGCAUGUUCUGGGCUAGUUGUACAGUAGUCAGUAGAGGCAUGUUCUGGGCUAGUUGUACAGUAGUCAGUAGGGGCAUGUGCUGGGCUAGUUGUACAGUAGUCAGUAGAGGCAUGUUCUGGGCUAGUUGUACAGUAGUCAGUAGGGGCAUGUGCUGGGCUAGUUGUACAGUAGUCAGUAGGGGCAUGUGCUGGGCUAGUUGUACAGUAGUCAGUAGAGGCAUGUUCUGGGCUAGUUGUACAGUAGUCAGUAGGGGCAUGUGCUGGGCUAGUUGUACAGUAGUCAGUAGGGGCAUGUGCUGGGCUAGUUGUACAGUAGUCAGUAGGGGCAUGUUCUGGGCUAGUUGUACAGUAGUCAGUAGGGGCAUGUUCUGGGCUAGUUGUACAGUAGUCAGAGGCAUGUGCUGGGCUAGUUGUACAGUAGUCAGUAGAGGCAUGUGCUGGGCUAGUUGUACAGUAGUCAGUAGGGGCAUGUGCUGGGCUAGUUGUACAGUAGUCAGUAGGGGCAUGUGCUGGGCUAGUUGUACGGUAGUCAGUAGGGGCAUGUGCUGGGCUAGUUGUACAGUAGUCAGUAGGGGCAUGUGCUGGGCUAGUUGUACAGUAGUCAGUAGGGGCAUGUGCUGGGCUAGUUGUACAGUAGUCAGUAGAGGCAUGUGCUGGGCUAGUUGUACAGUAGUCAGUAGAGGCAUGUUCUGGGCUAGUUGUACAGUAGUCAGUAGAGUCAUGUGCUGGGCUAGUUGUACAGUAGUCAGUAGAGGCAUGUGCUGGGCUAGUUGUACAGUAGUCAGUAGGGGCAUGUGCUGGGCUAGUUGUACAGUAGUCAGUAUAGGCAUGUGCUGGGCUAGUUGUACAGAAGUCAGUAGAGGCAUGUGCUGGGCUAGUUGUACAGUAGUCAGUAGGGGCAUGUGCUGGGCUAGUUGUACAGUAGUCAGUAGGGGCAUGUGCUGGGCUAGUUGUACAGUAGUCAGUAGGGGCAUGUGCUGGGCUAGUUGUACAGUAGUCAGUAGGGGCAUGUGCUGGGCUAGUUGUACAGUAGUCAGUAGGGGUAUGUGCUGGGCUAGUUGUACGGUAGUCAGUAGAGCUAUGUGCUGGGCUAGUUGUACAGUAGUCAGUAGGGGCAUGUGCUGGGCUAGUUGUACAGUAGUCAGUAGAGGCAUGUGCUGGGCUAGUUGUACAGUAGUCAGUAGGGGCAUGUUCUGGGCUAGUUGUACAGUAGUCAGGGGCAUGUGCUGGGCUAGUUGUGCAGUAGUCAGUAGAGGCAUGUGCUGGGCUAGUUGUACAGUAGAGUUGUGUUAAAUGACAGUUGUGUUUUUAAUGACAAUUGUGUAUCAGAAAGACGUGUAACAAGGGCUUUUGAUGGGAAUCUGUGAUGGUACCUACAAUAUCAAGAAGCUCAUAAAAAGAGACAUUCAGUGUCGAGUGCAGUAGAUGAUGGGGUUCACUUAUCCAGGAAGAAAGGGGGUUCAGAUGCUCAAGCCCCAGACCUUCAGCUCACCAGACCACACUCCUAUAAAUUGAUGUAGUAAAAAAGUAAUUAUUUAAGUAAAAAACAUCUCAGCAAAGCUUUACGCAUUUCAUGCCUUAUUGGCACUUAGUCAUAGGCUGAAUGGACAUUAGACAUUAUACAGUAGUCAUAUUUAAAUGAAAAGGGAACAAUCACCAACAGGUAUCUAACUGCCAAUCCAAAGAGGCACUGAUUGGAAACGGACCAAUCAGAAACAUUUUUAGAAAGGCCAAUCCAAAACAUCGUUACAGAUUAGGUACAACCAUCCAUUAAUUGAUACAUAGAAUAUAAAGUACAAAAGUUAAAAAAAUAGAGAUAUUUUGCAAAAAGAUAGGGCAUUUAAUUUGCAUAAAUAUAGAUUAAACAGGGUGACAACGUUCAAAUAUUAAGUUAAAAAUAUAAAGUAAAUAUUUAUUUAUUUAGACAAAGCAUGAGACAUUAUAUUCCAAGUUCAUUUUCAAGUGGCUCGUUUCCAAGAAGAAUGAGGAAUGUUUCUGAUUGGCUGUCUAGUUUCCAAGACGAAUAUGGAAUGUUUCCGAUUGGCUGUCUAGUUUCUAAGUUAAUUAUGGAAUGUUUCUGAUUGGCUAUCUAGUUUCUAAGAAGAAUGAGGAAUGUUUCUGAUUGGCUGUCUAGUUUCCAAGACGAAUAUGGAAUGUUUCCGAUUGGCUGUCUAGUUUCUAAGUUAAUUAUGGAAUGUUUCUGAUUGUCUAUCUAGUUUCUAAGAAGAAUGAGGAAUGUUUCUGAUUGGCUGUCUAGUUUCGAAGAAGAACAUGGAUAUUCUUGGAAACUAGACAGCCACUUUAUAUUUGAACGUUGUCACCCUAUUUAAACCAUAUUUAUGAUAUUUAACUGCCCUAUCUUUUUGCAAAAAUAUCUCUAUUUUUUUAAAUUUUGUACUUCAAAUUCUAUGUACAAGUUAAUUGAUGGUUUAUCAUAAUAGGGAUGCACCAAUUCGAUUCAGGAUUUGGCCUUUUUCAGCAGGAUUCGGCCGGAUCCUUCU
Molecule: messenger RNA, 3575 nt
Organism: Xenopus laevis (African clawed frog)
Lineage: Eukaryota; Metazoa; Chordata; Amphibia; Anura; Pipidae
Exons: 2
Coding region: 34-2367 (777 amino acids)
Source: RefSeq, a predicted model, not a curated record